GGUUCUCAUUAUUUACGUUUUGGCGGUUGUGUUUUUGAUUAUUGAUAAGCGAUAUAAUUCCUUUUGUUGAUAGGUUUGCUAUAUUUUAUACUUGCAUUUUAUUCUUUACAAGAAAAUAGAAUAUAUUUUAGAAUAGUAAAAAUAUGUUGAUUUAUUAUAAUUUAUCAGGCACAGUAUGAGAUUAAUAUUACGCGAUGCAUUUAACCUCAAACAUAAAAAUAUAUAUCAUAGUUCUGUAAGAAAUAAUUUUAAAUAUUUAAGCUUAAUUAGAUAUAAAUCUGAAACUAUGAAGUAUUUAAAUGUAGCCGAAAAGAAUGAUGCUGCAAAAAAUAUUGCACUUCAUUUAUCAAGAGGUACAUCUAGAAGGCGUGAAGGUUUGUCACAAUACAACAAAAUAUAUGAAUUUGAAGGAGAAGUAAUGGGCCAAAAGGCCCAGAUGGUGAUGACUUCAGUCUCAGGACAUCUCUUGGCUAUGGACUUUGUUGGCUCAUACAAAAAUUGGAACACUUGUGAUGCUUUAUCACUAUUUAGUGCACCUGUUUUCAAAUACUGUCCUGAUAAUUAUCAAAAAAUUAAAUUAACCUUAGAAAGGGAAGUGCGUGGUUGUCAUGGACUUAUAAUCUGGACAGACUGUGAUAGAGAAGGAGAAAAUAUUGGCUUUGAAAUCAUAGAAGUGUGCACUGCAGUUAAAAAAAACUUGCAAGUAUUCAGAGCAAAAUUCUCUGAGAUCACAGGGGUGUCAGUGAGAAGGGCCCUACAAAACCUGGAGGCACCUAACAAGAAUAUCAGUGAUGCUGUAGAUGUAAGACAAGAACUUGAUUUGAGGAUUGGUGCAGCAUUCACAAGAUUCCAAACUCUUAGAUUACAAAAGGUCUUUCCAAGCAAAUUGGCAGACAGUCUAAUCAGUUAUGGUUCUUGUCAAUUUCCAACACUUGGUUUUGUGGUUGAGAGGUACAGAGCUGUAGAGAAUUUUGUGUCUGAAAUGUUUUGGAAGUUGAAAGUUAUUCACACAUUAAACAACUUAAGUGUUGAGUUUGUUUGGGAUCGGGUGCGGCUAUUUGAUGAAGAUGCUUGUCAGGUCUUGCAUGAUGUUUGUUUAGAAAGCCCCCAAGCUAAAGUAAGAGAUGUUAAAACUAAGCCAAAAUCCAAAUGGAGACCGCUUCCUUUAGAUACAGUGGAACUAGAAAAACUAGGUUCACGAAAAUUAAAAAUUAAUGCAAAGGAAACAAUGCGGUUGGCUGAAAAAUUAUAUACGCAAGGUUUGAUCAGCUAUCCACGUACGGAAACCAAUGAGUUUCCUAAAGAAAUGAACUUAGCAACAUUAGUGGGGCAACAAACUGGGGAUCCCAAUUGGGGUGCGUUUGCGCAGGGCAUACUUGACAGUGGAGGACCCACACCAAGACAGGGAAACAAGAGUGAUAAAGCCCACCCUCCAAUACAUCCCACUAAAUACACAAAUGGUUUAUCUGGCAACGAACAGCGCCUGUAUGAGUUCAUAGUGCGUUCGUUCCUCGCUUGCUGCUCUAAGGACGCUCAAGGUCAAGAGACCACAGUGACUAUCGACGUGGCUGAGGAAAUAUUCUCAGCCAGUGGACUUAUGAUCACCGCCAGGAAUUAUUUGGACGUGUACCCUUACGACAAAUGGUCAUCUAAGGAGAUACACAUUUAUGAGACAGGGCAAACAUUCAAUCCAACCAGUAUCGAUAUGGUUACGGGUUCCACUUCGCCUCCGAACCUGUUAACAGAAGCAGACCUUAUAGCUCUAAUGGAAAAACAUGGAAUUGGCACAGAUGCAACACACGCCGAGCAUAUUGAGACUAUUAAAAAUCGUUCAUACGUCGCGUUGGCCGACGCAAUACACUUCAUACCUGGCCUACUAGGCAUGGGUUUGGUUGAAGGGUACGACUCUAUGGGUUUAAACAUAUCCAAGCCACACUUGAGGGCCCAGCUAGAAGCAGACUUAAAAGCCAUAUCAGAAGGUAGAAAGCAACCAGACGUGGUUUUAGCUGAGCAGAUAGCAAAGUAUAAAGAAGUGUACCUAACAGUAACGGCUGAGGCAAGGAAAAUCGACGCGGCAUUAGGCGAGAGGUUCCGGGAACAACCUUUACAACCCCCACCUAGCAGUGAAAAUAUUAUUGCGAAUAUGCCUUCAGUGUUCAAGUGUCCCAAAUGCGGCUCGGAAAUGUGCGUCAGGCAAAAGAAAAAUAAUGCAGACGAAUUUUACAUUGGCUGUAUGUUGUACCCAAGGUGCAAAAACGCAGUCUGGCUUCCCAGUUUUGUCAAAUCUUUGGAAGUUAUGCCUCAAACGUGUUCACAGUGCGGUCCGAAUUAUAAGAAGAUCAAAUUUGAAUGGAGAAACAACUCUAUAAGCCACAUCUACCCGUCACCUUGCAUAUCAUGCAUCGGAGGCUGUGACAGAACCUUUUUAGAACUACUUAAAAUAAAUAUAUCUAGUGUGCGGAAUACAGGAGAAAACCAAACACAAACUAACAAUAGAUCUCAUACAGACAAUGUAAACACACGAACUAAUCCAGUUACUGCUAGAGCGAAUCAAAUACCGGCAGUUCGGAACCAAGCGCCAGUGGCACGAAACCAAGUGACGACAGGACCUUCAAAUGUGAACCUUAUUAACAGGCAACAAACGUUUCUACCUCCAAUCAGUGUUAAUAGACCGCCUUCUACGACGAACAACAGGAUACCGACACCACACGACGAUAACGCAGAAAACAACGAAGUGUUCUGCGCAUGCAAUAGACCAGCCAUCUUAUUAACUGUGAGAAAACAGAACGCUAAUUUCGGUAAAAAAUUCUACAAAUGUCAAACCGGCAAAGAAAACAAUGGUUGCGAUUUUUUCCAGUGGGCUAAUGAGUCCACGAAUGUACAAAACGAUUUCGAGACGCCUCCGCCGUCCACUAGCUCGUGGGGAAAUAGUUCACAUACAAGUCAUAGUUUCGAUGAUAACAGAACUUGGGACGCACCGUCAAGCGAGGUAACGUGCGAGUGCGGGUUGCCGGGUAAAAAGAUAACUGUACAAAAGGAAGGGCCGAACAAAGGACGUCUAUUUUACGGAUGUGCCAACGAGUUUUCUAAAAGGUGCAAAUUUUUCAAAUGGGCUGAUGAAGCAAUAUCGACAUCAGAUUCGGCAAUCAGUCCUCCGCCGUUCCGCGGGCGCGGGCGAGGCCGCGGGGCCGGCGGCGGCGCGGGGCGCGGGGCGGGGGCCGGCGGCGCCAGGAAGUGCGGUAUUUGCAAGCGAGAGGGACACAACAGGACUAACUGCCCCACCAUCAGAUAACUCAUUGUAAUUACUUCUGUUCAGAUAAAAUAUACUGUGAUUGUUUAUUACACAA
Molecule: messenger RNA, 3347 nt
Organism: Manduca sexta (tobacco hornworm)
Lineage: Eukaryota; Metazoa; Arthropoda; Insecta; Lepidoptera; Sphingidae
Gene: Top3alpha
Product: DNA topoisomerase 3-alpha
Exons: 15
Coding region: 176-3292 (1038 amino acids)
Biological process (GO): DNA topological change
Cellular component (GO): chromosome; nucleus
Molecular function (GO): DNA topoisomerase type I (single strand cut, ATP-independent) activity; zinc ion binding; DNA binding
Source: RefSeq, a predicted model, not a curated record